This is a messenger RNA of Rangifer tarandus platyrhynchus (Svalbard reindeer), 1383 nucleotides long. The record is from the annotation of a GenBank genome assembly. Lineage: Eukaryota; Metazoa; Chordata; Mammalia; Artiodactyla; Cervidae.
AUGGCUCCACGGUCCCGACGACGAAGGCACAAGAAAUCCCCCUCAUCAGUGGCUCCCGUGGUUGAGACCCCACCUACAGCUGUGGCUCCUGUGCCUCUGAUCCUCUCUAAACCUGGCCCUAGCAUUGAUUCACUUGGUUUCUUCUCCUUGGAGAAUAAUGUUCCUGGCCUAUCCCAGCUGAUCCUUCAAAAACUGAACAUGAAAAGCUAUGAAGAAUACAAGUUGGUGCUAGACGGGGGUACUCCUGUGUCAGGCUUUGGAUAUCGAUGCCUUGAAGAAAUGUUCCAGAAGAUGGAGGACACAUUCCGAUUCUGUGCUUACUGUAAAGCACUCCCCAGUGGACUUUCAGACUCCAAGGUCCUCCGGCAUUGCAAAAGGUGCAGAAAUGUCUAUUACUGUGGUCCAGAGUGCCAGAGGUCAGACUGGCCAGCACACAGGAAGGUUUGUCAAGAACUGUGUCUUGUAGCUGUGGACCGUCUCAUGGAAUGGCUUCUGGUCACAGGUGAUUUUGUCCUACCCUCAGGACCUUGGUCAUGGCUGACUGAAGUUGUACAGGGUUGGGACACCUGGUUUUCUAUGCGAUGUUUACAGCUAGAUGAUACACUGGAUGCUGUGCUUAACAGUCAGGCCAUGACCACCCUGUGGGCCAGUGUGAGACGGCCAAGACCAGACCCAGAUGUCCUGAAGGGCUCUUUGAAGCGGUUGCUGACAGAUGUCUUGUCACGGCCCUUGACACUGGGCUUUGGGCUUCGGGCCUUGGGAAUAAAUGUUGGGAAGGUUGGGGGAAGCACAGUGCACGUGGUUGGUGCUUCUCAUGCAGAGACAUUCCUCACUCGCCCUGGGGACUAUGAUGAGCUUGGCUACAUGUUUCCUGGACACCUUGGCCUCCAUGUAAUCAUGGUGGGUGUAGAUGUGGCUGCUGGCUUUUCACAGAGCACCUCAGCUUCACUCCUGGAACCUGGCACAGUUCAGCUUAGUGGCCACAGGGGCCUCUAUCAUGACUUCUGGGAGGAGCAGAUAGAGACUGGGCAGAUGGCCCAUCCAGAUUUGGUGGUGGCAUUCCAUCCAGGUUUCCACGCUUCCCCGGACUUGAUGGAGGCUUGGUUGCCUACCCUCUUGCUACUUCGUGAUUAUGAGAUCCCUACAAUGAUUACUGUUUACAGCCAUCAAGAGUUGGCAGCCUCGUUGCAGAUUUUGGUGGAUCUGGAUACACACAUCACAGCCUAUGGAGCUAACCCUUUUGCGUCCCUUAAACCUGAACAGGUGUACUCCAACCCCAACAAGCAGCCAGUUUACUGCAGUGCCUACUAUAUCAUGUUUCUUGGAAGCUCCUGUCAGCUGGAUAAGAGGCAAUUGGAAGAGAAAGUAAAUGACAGGGUAUAA